AAAAAAAAAAAUCAUCCCGAAACCUGGCUCUCACUGGUUGAUAAACCGUGUUUGAUUCUCUGCGUCUACUAUCUUACUCGAAAAAAACAACCCCUACCUAAAUACUCACCUACCUAGCCACAAAGACUAACUUGCUAGCUUCUUCUACAUCGGAAAACGUCAUACCUACCUACCUACCUACGACUCGAGAAAUACCAACCCCCACAAAGCAGAUAUAAGAGAAAGAAAAAAAAAAAAGAAAAAGAAAGAAAGAAAGAAACCGGAGAACGAGAAUAGAAGCUAGGGAGAGAAAGAAAGAAAGAAAAAUGAACGCUGCAUCACAGGGUGACACUGCCCUCGCAAACUCUGACUUCGUCAAUGCCAUCCAGCACUACACGCGAGCUCUUGUUGAGCUUCCCCGCGCCCCGGCCUACUAUAUCAAACGCUCCACUGCAUACACCCGUUUGAAGCCUGGCGAUGGCGGCCCGGAUAUCCUUGGCGCGCUGCAAGAUGCUGAGAUUGCGGUGGUGCUUGCGCGGGAGCGAGCGAAGCGGGACUUGAUUCUCUCGGCGCAGAUGAGGAGGGCUGUGGCGCUUUACCAGUUGGGGCGGUAUGGGGAUGCUGGGUUUUUGUUUGGGCUGUUGGAGGCGAAGGUUAGCUCUGGAGCUGGAGCUGGAGCUGGGGGUGCGGGUGCGGGUGCGGGUGGGGAUGCGGGGGAUAAGGUCAAGGAGGUUAUGAAGGGUGCUGGUGGUGCGGGACAGACAAAGGGUGUUGCGCAGGAGCUGCCCAUUUGGUUGAUUAAGGUGAAGGGGAAGCUGGCGAAGUUGGAGGAAGGCGAUGAGGCGCGGACUGUGACUGUGGGUGAGGUUCCGGAAGGAGUCAAAGUGCCGACGGAGAAGGAAUUGAAGCUCCAGCUGGAGAGCCUGAGGGCUGGAAAGAUUGUGGGUGUUGGUGGCGGUCAGGUGCAGACUUCUGCUACAGGCCAGGAAGCCAAAAGGGAACUGGACGAGGCAAGUGCCGGUGCUUCUGAUGAGAAGAACACUCCUGGUACUGCGCCUGCAGUACCAGAAAAAAUCCGCCAUGAGUGGUAUCAGUCCAAUGACUCGGUUGUCGUGACUCUUUACGCCAAGGGUGUUCCAAAGGAGAGUGUUGAUGUAGAGCUCAAGGGUGACUCGGUCUCUGUCCAAUUUCCCCUCCCCUCUGGUUCCGAAUACGCCUUCACUCUCGACCCUCUCUUUGCGGCCAUCGACAAGUCCUCGUCCAAAGUUACCACCGGGACAACCAAAAUUGAACUCAUGCUGCGCAAGAAAACGCCCGGGCAAAAAUGGAGUUCCCUCGAAGCCUCGUCGACAGAUAUCAAACUCCCCGAUCGCCAAUCCACCACCGUUCCCUCUUCUAGUGCACCUUCUUCCACCCCUGUCACAACAAUAACAACAGCAACUACUUCUGCUUCCGCACCAGCAUAUCCAACCUCAUCGCGCCACGGCGCCAAAGACUGGGACAAGCUUGCCUCGAACCUCAUCGCCAAGAAACCCAAACCCAAACCCAAAUCCAAACCAAGUAGCAGCAAGGAUAAAAGCAAAGAACCCCCCGCCGACGAAUCCGACUCCGAAUCCGACAACGAGGGAUCCGUUGACUCGGAUUUCGGCGGUGAUCCGGUCGAUGGGUUUUUCAAGAAGCUAUACGCAAACGCGGACGAUGAUACCCGACGCGCUAUGGUGAAAAGUUUCGUCGAGAGCCAGGGGACUUCAUUGAGUACGAACUGGAAUGAGGUUAGCCAGGGGAAGGUGAAGAGUCAUCCGCCUAGUGAUUGAUUGAGCAUUUGCAUCUAUUUUGUAUUCCAGACUAGGGUCACAUUAUUGUUUAUGCCAAAAAAAAAAAAAAAAUGGAAGAAUAACUUCUUUUUUUUUAAUAACCUCUCUAU
Aspergillus ochraceoroseus IBT 24754 is the source of this 1903-nucleotide messenger RNA. RefSeq names its product co-chaperone SGT1. Bases 306 to 1793 code for a protein of 495 amino acids. Gene Ontology annotation, molecular function: protein-folding chaperone binding. Gene Ontology annotation, biological process: protein stabilization. The transcript has 2 exons. NCBI's taxonomy places the organism in Eukaryota, Fungi, Ascomycota, Eurotiomycetes, Eurotiales, Aspergillaceae. The record is from RefSeq and is a predicted model, not a curated record.